AUGUCUCUGAACAUAUUUCUCAGUCGCCCGGAGCAGACAGAUGAUAAGGAAUAUGAUGACGAUAAUGAGACUUCCGUUAUCUAUACACUUGCUAUAGCAAACGAGACAUUCGAGGAUGCGGAAACUAUUUUCGUAGCAGAGCCGGAAGAGCUGAUGAUUUUAAUAGAUCAAUUUGAUGUUUCAGGAAAGAAGUUCAAGAAGGGCUACAACGAAGUCGAACAAUUGCAAAGGGAACUGAAUAAGAAGUUAACAAAGCAGUUGAAGGAAUUCAAUGACACUCACAAUGACAGGUUAAAGGAAGUCGUUAACGGACAACCGAAGAAGAGAUGCAUAUCCUGGCGGCAAAUUGAAAGCUCUAAAAAGGGACAGGAAGCCAUUGAAGAUAAGUCAGACGAGGCCUUUGAGAAUAAACAGUCAAGCGAGGCUGUUAAUAAUGAUAAGUCGAACCCAGUCACAAACGAUUGA
Molecule: messenger RNA, 465 nt
Organism: Paraglomus occultum
Lineage: Eukaryota; Fungi; Glomeromycota; Glomeromycetes; Paraglomerales; Paraglomeraceae
Source: the annotation of a GenBank genome assembly